GUGGGAUACAAGAGAAGGAGUAGAACUAGAAGUAGAAGAUCAUAAUCAGCAUAAUUUCUUCAUAAACACAAAGCAGUUUCGUCGGUUUCACAAAACAGAUUGAGUUACAAACAUAGAUAGAUUUGAGAUAUAAAUAUAGAUUUUGUGAGAAUUGCUAAAAACAUACAGUAGAGAGAUAGAAAUUUUGAGGGAAACGGAUAAAGAAGAAAAAAACAGAGGAUAAUUAAUACAGUUUUCAUAUUUUUAAAGAGACAGAGAGAAAGAAAACAGAGGAAGAAGAGAGUAUUUUGAUGGUGAAAGAAGUGGAGAAAUUGGGAAUGCGACUAGGAAAAUACGAGCUUGGUAAAACACUUGGUGAAGGGAAUUUUGCAAAAGUUAAAUACGCUCAGAAUCUUGAAUCUGGACAGAUUUUUGCAGUCAAGAUUUUGGAGAAGAAGAAAAUCAUUAACCUCAAAGUUAACGAUCAGAUUAAGAAUGAGAUUGGAACACUGAAACUGUUGAAGCAUCCAAAUGUUGUCAGAUUACAUGAAGUCUUAGCAAGUAAGACAAAGAUAUACAUGGUACUUGAAUAUGUGGGAGGAGGUGAAUUGUUUGACAGAAUUGCAACAAAAGGGAGGGUUUCGGAAGCUGUUGGUCGACAGCUCUUCCAACAGUUGAUUGAUGGUGUGAGUUACUGUCAUAGUAAAGGUGUUUACCAUAGAGAUCUUAAGUUGGAGAAUGUUCUUGUUGAUGUAAAAGGAAACGUAAAGAUAACAGAUUUUGGUCUAAGUGCUUUGCCUAAACAUUUUCGGGAAGAUGGACUAUUGCAUACAACGUGUGGAAGUCCCAACUAUGUUGCUCCAGAGAUUCUUGCUAAUAGAGGAUAUGACGGUGCAACAUCUGAUGUGUGGUCAUGUGGUGUCAUUUUAUAUGUUACUCUUUGUGGGUAUCUACCUUUUGACGAUCGAAAUCUAGCAGUUCUAUAUCAGAAGAUAUUUAAAGGGGAAACUCAAAUGCCCAAAUGGCUUUCAGAUGGAGCAAAAAGCUUAUUAAGAAGAAUUCUUGAUCCUAAUCCAGUUACCCGAAUAACAAUUGCUGAAAUCAAAGAACAUGAAUGGUUUAUCCAAGAUCACAUUCCUGCUAUUCCCUUGGACGAAGAAGAAAAUAUUAACGUCGAUGCUGAGGCCUUCUCAAUAAAAGUAGCGCAAAUGGACAAGGAUAAACAGCCAGGUUCACCAACCCAAAUCAAUGCCUUUCAGUUAAUUGGAAUGUCUUCAUGCUUGGAUCUUUCGGGCUUUUUUGAGAAAGAGGAUGCUUCAGAGAGGAAGAUUAGGUUCACUUCCAAUUAUGGCUCCAAAGAUCUACUAGAAAAAAUCGAGGAUAUUGUAACGAAAAUGGGAUUUCAAGUACAAAAAAGAAAUGGAAAGUUAAAAGUGUCGCAAGAACAUAAAGGCCAGAAGAACCAUACUAGCCUUUCCGUGGCAGCAGAGAUGUUUGAGAUCAGUCCAUCUCUUCAUGUCGUAGAAUUAAGUAAAUCGCAUGGAGAUUCGUCAUUAUACAGACAGAUGUGCACAAAACUAUCGAAUGAUCUCGGAAUUGCUGAAAGCAAAACCCAGCUUAUGUCCCAAGACGUAUUCAAAAGCUAGGGGUUGUUCAGAUCAAGCUCAUUGUAGGCAGGAAUAUGUGUAUAGAUUUUUAUGUUAGUUUUUAUCCAAUUUUUUGUUGCGACUAGAAGAAGGAAAGAAGUAAUAGAUACCAUCCGCUCUUGAUUCAAGAUGAUGUACAUGUACAUAAUAUUGAUAUUUAUAUGAAAAAAAGAAGAAGCUACAAUAGUGUAGCUAUUCAAUCA
This is a messenger RNA of Papaver somniferum (opium poppy), 1828 nucleotides long. Its product is annotated as CBL-interacting serine/threonine-protein kinase 1-like. The transcript is spliced from 13 exons. Bases 291 to 1625 code for a protein of 444 amino acids. Gene Ontology annotation, molecular function: protein kinase activity; ATP binding. The record is from RefSeq and is a predicted model, not a curated record. Gene Ontology annotation, biological process: signal transduction; protein phosphorylation. NCBI's taxonomy places the organism in Eukaryota, Viridiplantae, Streptophyta, Magnoliopsida, Ranunculales, Papaveraceae.